Molecule: messenger RNA, 2177 nt
Organism: Gasterosteus aculeatus aculeatus (three-spined stickleback)
Lineage: Eukaryota; Metazoa; Chordata; Actinopteri; Perciformes; Gasterosteidae
Gene: pcnp
Product: PEST proteolytic signal containing nuclear protein
Biological process (GO): proteasome-mediated ubiquitin-dependent protein catabolic process; protein ubiquitination
Cellular component (GO): nucleus
Source: RefSeq, a predicted model, not a curated record
AGAAAAAGAAGAAGAAGAAGCUGCUACACAGCGCUGGUGGAGUGUGGUGGCACGAGCUGGAACGUUCACAUAAGAAAUUAUGGCGGAUUACAAGCACAACAGAAAAGGGUGCACCGAAGACGGAGGGCCGCAGGAGGAGGGGGACAGAGUGAAAACUAAGCCUGUCUCUUGUAGCACUGUGGGAGGAGAAGGGACCACCGUCAAACGCACAUCUGAGCAUUUCACACCUGAAGAUGAGGACGAUUCCUCAGAGGACCCUCCGGCUCCCAGCAAAGUCUCCAAGAUAGGUUUUAGCAUGAGCAGUCAGAUGGGGAAGAAGUCCAACCCCAUAUCCAUCAAACUUGGAGCAACAAAACCCAAAGAACCUGCACCGUCAGUUCCUCCAAAGAAGUCCGGGCUGGCAUCUGUGUUUAACGAAGAUGAAGAUGAUAGUGAACCUGAGGAGAUGCCCCCGGAAGCAAAGAUGAGGAUGAAAAACAUUGGCAGAGAGACACCAACAUCUGCGGGACCUAACUCCUUCAACAAGGGAAAGCAGGGUUUCUCUGACCAUCAAAAGCUUUGGGAGAGGAAGAUGAAGUCCCAAUCUGACAAGUUGUAAAUGAGUACCACAGUAUUGUGACUAAUGGAGGAUUUUGUGUCGUUUAAACCAUGUCAGAGAUAUUUGCAAAGGCUCAAACGAUUCUUCACUGUACCCUCUGUUUUUGACAACUUCUCAGCGAUGUGGACGUGCAAUGAGAAAUACUUUUAGCCUUUGUUAAUCGGUGACUGAACUGAAGUUUACGUUUCUAACCACUACUGGCUGACGCUACAUAAGGGGAGAGGUACCAGUGUGUCAACCCUCUUAGAUGAGCGGGGCAUACUGGGGGGAUGGAGAUAUGGAACAAAGCGAAUAGCCCAAAUAUUGUUUAAACUGUGUAGAAUUAUACGAUUGUUUUCGGCUGGACAAAGGAAAACUAAAUCCUUUUCCCCUUUUGUGACUUGCUUGUUCCUAUCUGCAGCCAGUUGGGCGUCGUCCUGAGCAAGUGUCGCUUAUCCAAUAUUUGUAUAAAAACGUACAUAGAACUGUGAUGUUUUCAUUUUAAAUGCACAAAUGGGAAUGUGUAUUUAAGCGUUGUGUUAGACUCAACAUACAGAUGGAUUUUUUUGUGUUUCAUUUAGUUUCACACUAUCAAUGUUCAGCCCUUUUUUGUUUUCACCAGCUGUGCCCCCUCCUGGGCAGUUUGUUUUGUGCCGGUAUCUCUGGUUUUGCUUGCUCAAUACUGUAAGUUUGCUUUACAGAAUCUGUAAUUUGUUUUACGAUGAAAUGACUGGUGAUGUUUCUUUAGUUAACUGUGGAGAUACGUGGUUACAAGGGUGCUGGCAACAUAUUGAGGGACAGUUCACCCCAAAAUACAAUGAAGUAUAUAUUCUUUCCUUGACAUGUAGUGCUAGUAAUCAAUCUAGGUUGUUUUGGUGAACCUAGUUUAGGAGAAAGUUCCUGCAGAAUUGUCUGUCUGCUCUCUAAUGUAACAUGACAAUGCAGCACUUCCUUUUGGUGGUCAAAGUGGCAGCAUUUUUUGAAAAAACUCAACAGCAAUGUGUUUUUUCUGGACUCAUAGACGAGGUUCAUGUGGGAACUAUUUUAUAGGAAGAAAAUAGUUCCUACAUGAACUGCUCACAAGGCUUGUGGACUAUCCUGAGUAACCAGGUCAGGAUUUCAGAAAAGAUACAUUGCUGUUCAGUUUUUUUGGCACCCAUGAGCAUCACCAGCAGAGUGCCAUAUAGUUAUUUCUUGAGAUGGGAGACCUCCCUACCGCUGAUAUACUCUCGCUUAAACAAGAUAGAUAAAAAGCACUACAGGUAAAACACGACUCUUUGGGGGUUAGAUGUCCAUUUAAAUUGUGUUGGGUAGCAGCAAUAAUUUGCAGCUCACCAAUAAUUUGUCUUCAUUGCCACUUUAACAUCAGAAAGCCAAAAUAUUUGAAAUAUUAUGCCAGUCCUUACAGUUGCGAUACACGUUGUUUCUCCUGUGCCUAACCGUUAAAAAUUCCCGUAAUCAAAAUUAGGAACUCCUCCAUGGCUUAUUUGACUGAUGUGCUUUUACAAAGGAACUACACUCACUUCUAGGACCUGUUUGAUCAAACAACUCUCCAUUAUACGGCAGUCAAAUAAAAAUGAAAACAUGUAAAAAUGUUGAA